AUCAAUACGUCAUUAAAAAAACCCAAUGAUUUUGAGAACAGAUAGGCAUAUAAUUGGAGACCCAUCAAAUGAUAUACAAUUUACGAAAUGUACUGUUUAGAAAUGCCUGGACCGAUUUUGACAUCCAAUCCGCCCUUGAUUACAAGUACAAGUUCUUCUUCCCUAGUGCCAUUAGAGUCUGGAAUGGGUUGCCUGGAUCAGCCAGGAACACCAACUUAGAGUUUAAGCCCCUUAUUAACAUGCAUGACUAGAUUGACACAUUAAACGCAUUUGACGUAAUUAGCAUGUCUUCUUGAAGACGUGUCUGUAAUUUAAAAGAUAAGAUUAGCCUAUAAUAAAGUCACCACACUCAACCAUUCCCUGGCCACUGCCAACAAAAGGUAGAUAAGGACAAGGACGCCGCAGAUUUUACCGCAACUUCAAAACUACUUUGUCAACUAUCCAGAGAUUCAGGGGAAUGAAAUCUUAGACUAUUUAUAAUUAAGAUGUUCCUUCAGAGUUGAAAACAACUACAUUCUAGCUUGAACGUCCCACAAGAAGAUGUGGGGUGGCAGCAGGCAGGGGUCUAACCUAGGAUCAUGGAGACCACUAAACGAUAGUCCAGAGUGUAUAUGAUUGAUUGAGUAGACAAAGAAGGGAUGGAUUACUGGAGCUAAGAGAAGGCAUAAUUUAACAAUAGACUACUUUGGGAUAUGGAAUGAGAGAGGCUAUAGUGUUGAUUAUAUAAAUAUGUAGGUCUCAGCUGGGGCUGCACAGCCACGGAAAAUACUGCAUUCCUAACUUAUCUUGGGACUUAUUAUAAAGCUGCCAUUAUCAAAGGACAUAUGAUUCUCUGGAGGCUUACAUCACUGGAAAAAGUCUUUGGGCCCCUGAAGAUUACAGUACAUGUAAUGCUGCAAAAGGAGGAGGAUGCUGGGCCAGGAACUAUUGCUUGGAAUCUAAUUGCAAGCUUCUACAGUCGACUGUCAUACUAGAUAAGGUCUUAUGACUGCAUUAGAACCUUGGUCAAGCAACUAUAAUGUUUGCCCCCCCUCCCUCCCUUCAUAUGGAAAGCAGCACAUACAACUCAAUUUACUUCUAUUGGCUGGAAAUAUUUAAAGCAUGACAGUGGCGUAGGUAAAUUACCAAAUAGUGGAUCUUAUGUUGGAUUGAUCAGCCCUGAUGAACUGACCUGACCAUUGUAAUUGAAACCAUAACUCAUGACCACUCUAUCUGUAUAGGUCCUGGUAUACCCUGGGAUGAUGUUCACCCACAACUUUUAACUUGAAAUCUUAAAGGAAGUUUUGCUAAACUAACAAGCAUGAAUGUCUGGUACAGUAAGAUAGGGUUAAUGGUCAACCUGACAUUAUGGUUCAUUCAUUGGGACAGCUAAUGUUUGUGUCUGAUCAAGCAGUUCUCAAGUUAGGGCUUGAUGAAGUCUACAAACUGACCAUUAUAUCUACUGGACAAAAAAGGAUCUUAUAUGUAUAUUUUAAACCUGGUCAAUGCCUAUUUCUCCACUAUUGUCGACAUCUUGAGAUUUAGCACGGCGUGACAUCACCAUCGGCAGAAACCGAAGACGGCUGAUACAUUUGUGUGGGUGAAAAACUGAAGGCGUCGCUCAAAGACAGCUGAUACAUUUGUGUGGGUGAAAAACUCAAGGCUUCGCUCAAAGACAGCUGAUACAUUUGUGUGGGUGUAAAAUUCAAGGCGUCGCCUGAAGACAGAUGAUACAUCGUUUCCACGUGAGCGCUCGUCACCAACUUUUGACACGCUCUUGCAUUGUCGAGGUUUCACCUUACAUUGCUAUACAGAAGGUCCUCCAUUUAGACCUCUGUUCACUUAUGGUCAUUCUAAUUUUUCAGAGACUUUACAUAUUUGGAUUAUCUAAGCUGAAGUACUGUUGGAUUAUUUAUACGAAUGUUCAAGUACUUUUGGAUUAUUGAUCUUUGACGUUGAAGUUGGACUAACUUGUACCUAUUGGCGCUCUCCUAGUCAUCGUUGUACGCCGAAGAAAUAACACAUGCCUGCAUUACUACACUUACAUUUUGGAUUAUCUUAUUGGAUUAUUUGGAUUACCUGUUGGACUUGUGUUAAUUGUAAAGGUCAAGAGGAAAUAUUUUUUGACAUUACUUGAGCAUUUGAGCCAUCUUAUGGCAUAUGACUGGAUUAUUUUACUACUACUUUGAUGCUCACAUUGAUGUGUAUUCUCAAUCGGAUUACUUAGUUACCUUACCCAUGGAUUAUUAUUGAACUACUCAAGCUGUAUUUGUAUUUGACAAGCUACGAGAGGAUUAAUCUAGAUCAGUCUACAAAAGAAAGUCUGUAAGUUAUAAUUAAGGAUUGAAUAUAUUCAUAUGAUUAAUAAAGUACAUUGAUUUUGCUGUGGUAUAGCAGUAAUUGAAGUUGAUUAUAUAUAGAGUUAGUGAUUGAUAACUCUUGGAACCAUAUUAAAUUGAUUUUCAUUUUUUAAAUUUGUUACCUUAAAGGGCAGUCGGCGUGGGUCUGUCUUAUGUUUUGAGACUGAAUCGGCACAAUUUAUUUGUUCCGUUCCAUUUCACUUCAUCUGAUAGGGAUCUUUAGGGAUUUUCUUGUUGUUCUCCUAGUCCUAAUAAGGUCCGAGUAGACCAGCCUUGUUCGGUAGGGACUUCUAGAUCAUUUGGAAAUUUUUUGUUUAGUGGUAUAUAGUUUUGUUUGUACAAUCGUAGUGUGAUUUCUCUUUGUAUUCAUAUUGUUUGUUUGUGUAAGUCUUGUAUUUACAUAUCUGUGAUUCUCUUGUCAAAGUCUUCUAUUUAUUGAUUUCUUUUAAAGCAGACUGUAUUGUUAUCUAUAUUGUUUUUGUGUUCGUCACCUAUACUUUAAUUUAUCUCUUUAUUCUCUCAUUAAUUAAUUUUUUUUUUCAUUUUUUCACUGCACAUAUAACAUGUUACAAAGAUAUAUUUGAAGUAAUAAUAUUGUGUACAUAUAUACUAUCACUUGAAUUAGAGCCUUAUUUUUUGAGCUCUUGUACUUAUUUUGUAUUGACACAUUUCUCGUACUCUGAUUAUUUUGUUGGUACAUUUUGACGCAACACUUAUUACUAUUGACUCAUUUGUACAUUGUAUUUGGCACACAUUGAUUACAAACUCAACACAUUUAUUGGCCAUCUAUUAUUUAAAUAUCAAAUAUACAUGCAAAGUGAGACAUUAUUAUUUGUAUUUUGAUAACUAAGCACUCACUACACAGUUAAUACUACAUACAGAUUGGAAUCUUAUAUAUUUGUUGACUUUAUACACGUUGAAGAUUAUUUAAUAUUUAUUGACAUUAUACACACUUGAAGCCUAAACCCAUACCUAUCAACAAUGUCUACCUAUGAUAAAAUCUUGGAGUUGGCCAGAGAAAUGGAAUUGAAGGGUGAAAAGAAAAGAGAAUUUAUCGAAAGAGAAUUGGAUGAAUUAAAGAAGAAAGAACGUGAAGUAGCGGAACGAGAUGAACGAGCGGCAGAAAGAGCGCAUCAGAAAGAAAUGAAAGAAAUAGAGAGAAAAGUUGAGUUAGCUAAACUGGAAGCUGCAAAAGUGAAUCCGAACAUAUUACAACCACUGACACAGCAAGCCAAACCAUACGUCUCGAAGUUCCAUAAGUUCAAUGAGAAAAACGAAACUCUUGAAAACUACAUUGUGCAAUUUGAGCACAUAGCCUCAACGUAUGACAUGUCUCCUAGAGAUAUGGCCAAGCACCUACUCGCCAAUCUUGCAGGUGAACCGCUGAACAUAAUAGCCACCCUGACACCUGAACAAAAGACUGACUACAAGGCUGUGAAAAACAGACUCCUCGAACACUUUGGCAAAUCCGAGGACCACUACAGAAAACUCUUUCGAGACAUCAGAUUGCAAAAGAACGGUGAUUACAACAGAAUUAUUUUUGAAAUUAAGCAAAAUAUCUUAAAGUGGCUUGAACUCUCCAACUGUGAUAUGAUGAGACCAGACCAAAUCAUUGAUAUGUUCUUAAUUGACAGUGUACUAUUGAAUGUUACAGACAACAUUUUCACUUUCCUGAAAGAGAAGAAAAUUAAAAACGAAACAGAACUCAUAACUAACCUGAAUUUAUUCAAAGACAGCCAUCCCAAUCACACCAUCGACAGAAGAGACCAUCAAAUAGCUGCCACCAUUAACACUGAUUCAAGUAAAUUCAAAUACAGCAGCAACAAUAAAACCUGCUUUAACUGCGGCAUAAAGGGUCACAUAAAGAGCCAUUGUAGAUCAAUCAACAGAAGCACUUUCCAGUAUCAAAGUGGCACAUAUCGAGACAAUAAAUAUGACAACAGAAGAAACAGCAGAGCAACCCAAAGUUACAGCCCUAAUGAUAAAAGAAGGCAAUACAACACCAACAACGAUAAUUACAACUUCCAAAACUAUCAAAGAAGACAGCAAUAACAAUAGAAUCCAUAGACGCCCUAGCAGUUAUGACAACUCAGCCGCAACCAUCGACACUCACGAACAUGUAGCAUUCAUGAACUCAACUCCAGAAAAUAAUUCCUAUCCAUUACUUACAAACCGGCUGGACAACGCAUCAUGAAACAGUAACAUUAGAACUGGAAACACACAUGACACUAGUAGUUAGCAAGCUAGACAUAGGGCAGCACAACAUACAAUUUUGUUUAUUAUACAAUAGGAUACAACACCAUCACAAAAUCAUUAAAUAUCAGUAAUAUAACUAAACAAUGACAUUGUUCACAUAAGUCAACAACUAUAAUUAUCACACUAUUUUACAUAACACUAGCACCGUUAAGGACUCAUUAGCCAGUACAAGUGUAAUUCAUUGAAUCUGUUGAUGCCAUAUUCUACAUAUAACUAUGAUUGUAUUUGUACACAUGACACUUCAAAAGGUCAUAUGUGCCCAAUUUUUGCAUAUGUGUAAAUUAUUUUUCCAAGAGUCCAUUUGAACAGAACGCAGUCAUAUUAAAACCUGAGUAUGUGACACUAUUUAUUGAAAUGUAUUUUUCAUUUUUUCAAAUGUACAUAACCUUUGUAAAUUGUAUAGAUAUGACUGUGACAUUGAUCUUCACUGAUGAAUUUAUUUUUUCCCACAUAUCAGUUUUGAAGACUAUUUGAGCUUAAUUGGAGGCUUGAAACAAUACACUUGAUGAUAUGUAAUGCAAACAAUGAUUUUUUGAAAAGAAUAUUGUAUUUAAUUAGUGAGAUCUAUUUGAGCAUUACUGAUGGCUUGAAAAAUAAUUGAUACUGUGUAAUGCAAACUGAAUCUUUGAAUAGAAGAUUGUACUUAAUAUGAGAAGUAUUGGAGCAUUAUUGAUGGCUCAUGAAGUAAUAUAUAUAAUGUGUGAUGUAAUCGCUGAUUUUUUGAGGAGAAGAUUGUAUUUAAUAUGAGAAAAUUAUUUGAGCAUUAUUGAUGGCUCGUGAAGCAAUACAUUUGAUGUGUGUCGUAGACACUGAUAUUUUUUGAGGAGAAAAUUGUAUUUAAUGACAAAACUUUUGGAGCAUUAUUGAUGGCUCAAGCAGUAUAUUUUAUAUUAUGUGAUGAUAACACUAAUUUUGAGAAGAAUAUUGUAUGGAUAUGAGAAAACUAUCGAAGCAUGAUUAAUGGCUCGAAGUAAUAUACUUGAUUUUUGAAAGAACAUUGUACUUGAUUCAUGAAGACUAUUGGAGCACUAUUAAUGGCUCAAAGUAAUAUAUUUGAUUUUUGAAUAGAACAUUGUAUUUGAGUGAUGAAGACUAUUAGAGCACUAUUAAUGGCUCGAAGUAACAUAUUUGAUGUUACAUAACGUGAAAAGCUGAUUCAUUUUUUUGAGAGAAGAUUGUAACUUACACUUAUGUUAAAAGAACUUGUGCUCACAGUAAGACAUAUGAGCCAAAUGAAUAUCAUGAUAACGACCUUGAUGCUUUAAUAUGCUUAUGACUUUGAUGAUUUAAAUAUGUUCCUCAUAAAUCAUCAUUAAAGAAUAUAUUUUCUUGACUUUCAUGAUUUAGUAGCAUUGUCAAAACAUUGCCAUUAUUUUUGUACAUAAACCAUUGAGACAUCAUAAAUAUUUAUUAUAGAUACAUUUGACUUGCAUUGAUUUAUUUUAAAGAACAUUGCCAAUAUCUUUUCAUUUGACCAUGUAACCAUUGUCAAUAUUUUUCAUUUGAUUAUGUAACCUGAUGGGAUAAACUAAGUAUAUUUGUAUACGAGCAUUUUUCAUGGCUGCUCAUUCCUUUGUAAAAUUAAUAUUGAAAGCAUUCUUUUGAUAAAUUGAGAAUUUACUUUGAAAUUUUGUGUAAAGAAACACUUGCCUUUUGAGUAAUGUUGACAACUAUGAGUAUUGUCUACACAGACAAAUAUUUGUUCAAAUAUUGUAAGGUCAAAUGAGACCAUAUAUUAGUCUCAUCAAAUUUUUUGAUGGCAUGAUAAGACAUGUGCCAGAGAUUAUAGCACACAUUGUACAUUUGUAUGGAUUAUUUCUCUCUCAAAAGAUGUGACUAUACAUAUAAUAGUAUUAUUACUUAAAUUUCAAAAGAUUUUUACAAAAUCUUUUUUUUUUGAGGGAAAGGGCGUAAUGUCACAGUCUUAGUUGACAUUGCAUGAUCUAAAGUUCACGCCAUGUUAAUAGUUUAAAAGACAUGUGGAAUUCCUAAUGUAGAAAACAGGAAGUAGAAUGAAUAAAGUUGACUUUGAAGUCAGUCAGUCAGUCAAGUAAAGCAGACAAGUGAAGUCAAGUUAGAAGUCAAGUGUUAUUCUUUGGACAGAGUGGUCAAGUAUAUUUUAGUCCGGGAUGGACAGUAGCGACUUAGAAAAGUCUGUAGUAAUUUCAGUUAGAAAGUAACUUGUGGGCAGUUGUUGCCAGUGGUCUUUUGAGACAUGUAUUAGUUAAUCUAUAUUUCUACACAGUGUUGCCCGCUGAGAUGCGGACAUGAUUUGUUGUUAACGUAUUGGAUACUUUUGAUACCGCUGUUAUGCGGAUAGGAUUAUUAUUUCUUGACUUGUAGCACUAACAAGGAGUGCAGUAUAUUAUUAUUAUUAUAGUAAAAUAAACUUCAUGUUGUCUGCUGAACGGACUUGAGUCAGUCCUAUAGUGUUUGUCUUGUCACGUGUCUAGAGUACUUCAGGAAGUAAGAACUCAAUAUUACACCAUUCAACGUUCAUUGACAGACCCCCCUUCCUCCCAACCAUUUCCUCUGCCUUAUCUUGAUGACUUUGACUUUAAUUAGACAUUAAGCUUUCCAUGUGCUGAAAUUUAGCAUUGUAGAACAGGAAAUAAAUUGUCUAUGACAGUUCAAAAUGUGUAUACAUUUUUUUUGACGCACCCUGUAAAUAUAUUGUAUUCAGUGAUUUUUUUAUUUUACCAUUUUCUAAUAUUAGUUUGUUAGCUCAAUAACUAUUAACCUUUUAGAUUGUUAUCUUUUGUAAUGUUAAGACUAGAAAACGAUCUCAAAAUUAUAUUUAGGACGAUGAUUACAAUUACUUAGUCAAUUACUUAGAUAAAAUAAUUAUAAAACAAAAGUUAUAUAAAGACAUAAUUAUACAAUGUUUAUGUUUUGUAUGUUCAUAAAAAUGUGUAUAGCAGUGUUAUGGAGUGUGUGUGUGUGGGUGUUUCCAAGGUAACGUUGAGAAAUUAGCAAUUGGUUGUCGGAUAUGCAGUGAGGAUGGUGAAAUUACAAAAAUGGUCUAGUGUAAUGCAAAUUACCCAGGGAUCUGAAACUGUACAGACAGGUUUUUUGUAGUGAGUUAGAUUUUGUUUAAAAUACUUAAAAUACCAUUUUAUAUUAUUGCUACUAGAUUUAUUUCAUUUCAUCUAGGUUAGUAUUAGGGUUAGUGUUAUGUUGUAAUAAAAGUUAUAUUUAGUUUUGUUUCAUAAAAAGAAGUUUUUUCAAGUUUCACAAUUAAAUAUAUAUAUAUAUAUAUCCAAGCAGUAGUUCUCACCAAACUUUCAUACACUGGCAGAACUACCUUAAAAAAAUGUUCUGCUGGAGGCUGGUGUGGGUAGUAUAGAAGAAAUACUUAUUCAACAGCUGUGAUGGGUUGGAAAAUUAUCCCACAUGGGGGGCGACUGCAUGCCAAAUGGUAUCUUCAAGGAUGGCGUAACGGGGUGCUCCUGUAAGCACUAUAAAGAUUAACUCAGGCACCUUUUUGCCAUAGAGGAAAGUAGGUUGUAAUAGGGUUUAUAAAAACACUGCACUCAUCUUUUAUCUUCAGCAUCAUUAUUAUUAUUAAACCAUUACUCAAAUUUUGCUUUGUUAUUUUGCCAUGUAGCGAUUUACUGCUGCUGGGGUGAACAAUGCUUAAAAAAAUAAAAAUAUGCUGUGUUUUUACUUUGGCCCAGCGGUGGCUCCCACAUUUAUGUCUUUUGUAUUUUUCUAUACCAGUUCUGUUACUAUGCAAAUGCAAAAAAAAAAAAUGCAAGUUGUUGCACUAUUGAUAUUUUUUAUACUAAUUUUUUAUUUAUAUUAUUAAUUAUUUAUUAUUAUCUAAGCAUCUGUUUGUAUUUGAGCUGGGUAAUGAAUAUAGAUUCUUAAAUUUAAUUGUUGUUUGUUGCUUUACUCACUUUUAAACUGUGACCAUGUAAAUUUUGUCUAGAUGGAGAAUGGUAAUGUCUUAGUGUUAAUGAUUAGAUUGAGAAUGUUAAUGUCUUAGUGUCAAUGAUAACAGUGAGAAUGGUAAUGUCUUAGUGUCAAUGAUAACAGUGAGAAUGGUAAUGUCGUAGUGUCAAUGAUAACAGUGAGAAUGGUAAUGUCUUAGUGUUAUUGAUUAGAUUGAUAAUGGUAAUGUCUUAGUGUCAAUGAUUACAUUGAGAAUAGUAAUGUCUUAGUGCCAAUGAUAACAUUGAGACAAUCAUUAGAUUGAGGAUGGUAAUGUCUUAGUGUCAAUGGUGUAACACUAUGAUUAGAGUGAGAUGCACGAGAUGAUUUCAGUUCACGUGAAAAUGGGUCUUACACAUUGUCGAGCAAAGAGGUAUCAUUUUUGAUCACAUGACCACUAUUUUUUAGUAAGUUAGCACCAUGAUGUAUCAAGAGACGUAGGUGUCUCUGUUUUAUGAAAUUGGAUUAAAUAAUAUGAGUACCUAAUUGGAGAUAUUUCUAAGGAUGUAGUUUGUAUUUGAUGUGAAAUAAUUCGUGAUGAUAUUUUAUGGCUGAGAUUGCCUACUUUAUGAACUAUUAUUUGAUGUAAUAAAUAUUUGUCUGCCAGAAA
Molecule: messenger RNA, 9138 nt
Organism: Biomphalaria glabrata
Lineage: Eukaryota; Metazoa; Mollusca; Gastropoda; Planorbidae
Exons: 10
Coding region: 3321-4391 (356 amino acids)
Molecular function (GO): nucleic acid binding; zinc ion binding
Source: RefSeq, a predicted model, not a curated record